UUCUUUGCAUUUGCGGAUCGAUUUCUAGGGUUUUCUUCAGAUAUUUCUAGGGUUUUCGUCAGAGAUUUUGCUUGCUCAAUUGGCCAUCUUUGAUUUUAUUUUAUCACGUUUUGAUUUUGUUCUUUCUGUUUUCUGAAGAACAUCCUAAUAUAUAGAGAGACGGCUUUAGGAUUUUGAUUUUAGUUUUUUCCCAAUUCGAAAACGCUUGCGUGACUACGACGAGUCAUGCGAGGGGCGCGACAAUUCACUGACGUGGAUGGAAGACUUCAUGAGAUUCUCACCGUCCGUCAGGGGUUUGCUUUGAGUUUUGGAGCGUUUGGCUUUUGCAAGAUGGUGGGGAUUCCAUUGGUUCAGGUCUGUAGUUGCAAAACUGUGCUCGAGUCUCGGAAUUUUGUUCCACAUCUCCCAAUUAGACCUUUGAGAAAGCUUGUUCCGUUACGAGCGAGUUCUGCAAGUUCUGAGCAAAUUCCACCGCCCUCAGCAAAAAGGAAGAAUCCUCUUGCAGUUAUUUGGGGUAUCCCCGGAAGUAUCUGGAAGCAAACGUUGCAACCGCUUAGUAAUUUUGGGUUUGGUAAGAGCAGCAUUUGGGAAGGAGGUGUCGGGCUUUUUUUUGUGUCAGGAGCUGUUCUAUUUGCACUGACUUUGGUUUGGCUGAGGGGAUUCCAUCUGAGGUCCCGGUUGAGGAAAUAUGAGGCGGUGUUAGAGUUCACCCAGGCUUGUGGUAUUAGCAAAGGAACGCCAGUGAGGAUCAGAGGAGUGACUGUUGGUGGCGUGGUUCGCAUUAUUCCUACUUUGAGGAGUAUCAAUGCAGUUGUUGAGGUGGAUGAUGAUAAGAUAAUAAUACCUAGAAAUUCAUUGAUUGAGGUGAAUCAGUCUGGCCUUCUUAUGGAGACUAUGAUCGACAUUACACCACAACUUCCCCUUCCAGCACCUUCAGUGGGCCCUCUCGACCCAGAUUGUGUUAAAGAAGGUCUGAUUGUGUGUGAUAGGGAGAAGAUGACAGGCCAUCAGGGGGUAAGCUUGGAUGCAUUGGUGGGAAUACUCGCUCGGCUUGGACGAGAAGUGGAGGAGAUCGGUGUUUCCAAAAGCUAUAUCUUGGCUGAAAAGGUUGCAUCUGUUUUACAAGAAGCAAAGCCACUGCUCGCAAAGAUUGAAGCCAUGGCUGAAGACGUUCAACCAUUGCUGGCUGAGGUUCGCAGUAGUGGUCUGCUGCAGGAGUUUGAGAGUUUAACCAAAAGCCUGACAGAAGCAACUAAUGAGUUGAGAAGUGUGCAUUCAUCCAUUCUGACCCCGGAGAAUGCCGAGCUCAUCCAUCAGUCUGUCUACCACCUCAUAUUCACUCUGAAGAACGUCGAGCGUAUCAGCUUCCACGUCUCAGGUUUCACAGGCGAUAAUGCUACGAGGCAGAACUUGAAGUUGCUUAUCAAGUCACUUAGCAGGCUAUUGUAGAGAGGGAUUGAUAAGUAGGAUAUAGGCAAGAGCUAUACUGGUUGGAAGAAUGAAGAGAAAGGAGCCUCGAGUACAUAUUCCUGGUUGGAUAUCUUCUUCUAAGAAUGCCCAUUAUUAGUUUUUGGUCGGAUGUUGUUUCAAUUCAUAGCAAGUCUGCUUAUGUGAUCUUAUGGGGGAUUUUAUUUUAUUUUUUUUUCAUCGAUGAGAUCAGAUGAGUGUUGCAUUUCACUAUGCACUGAUCGGUACUUUUCGUGCAUGUGCAUAGUCUUUACAUGUCAUGUGCUGGCCGAUAUUUCUACCCUGUACUUGUUUGCUUGGUGAGGCUAUGCAUUCUUUGUGACCCGAAUGUGGUAAGGUUGUAGCAUGUCAUCAGUAUAUUGCAUGCAUUUUUAUUUUUUAUUUAAAUUAUUUUUUAAAAAAAGAAGGGGAGCACUUGCCACCAGCAUUGUAUUGAUGAAGAUGAAUUUACAACCAUUCGGGUGGGGCCACGAUGGACAAAAAGAGAAAUCGGCCCUCACUAUCAUAUACCCAGAGCAGAAAAACCAAACAAAAGAGAGGCCAGGCGGGAAGAAAGAGAGCAGCAGGAGUAUAUUGCAUGCAUUGAUCAGUACAUUUUAUGCAUGUGUAUUUUUCUUUUAGCAUGUCAUCGGUAUGGCAUGUGUAUCAAUCGUGACUUGAAUAUGGCAAGCUGGUGGGGCCUGCUUCAUUUGCCUUCAGGAUGUUAUGGGCCCAAUUGGGUUUUGCAUCAAGCAGUUGAAAUAUUUCAUUGGUGAAAUCCAACUAUGGGUCUUUUGCUGGAUCA
This is a messenger RNA of Magnolia sinica, 2251 nucleotides long. RefSeq names its product protein TRIGALACTOSYLDIACYLGLYCEROL 2, chloroplastic-like. Bases 226 to 1449 code for a protein of 407 amino acids. Gene Ontology annotation, molecular function: phospholipid binding; lipid carrier activity. Gene Ontology annotation, cellular component: chloroplast inner membrane. The transcript is spliced from 6 exons. The record is from RefSeq and is a predicted model, not a curated record. NCBI's taxonomy places the organism in Eukaryota, Viridiplantae, Streptophyta, Magnoliopsida, Magnoliales, Magnoliaceae.